AUGUGGGAAUUUCGCGUGAACCUUGCAAACGGCGUCAAGGAAUCAAAGUACCCCGUUUGGACCCGGGCCAACAACUAUAAAUCCAGUGAUGCCAAGGGCGUCGAGUACAACGAACUAAUGAGGGCCAAUGGAGGCACCAGCCUGGACUAUAUUGGUCUUGAUCCAUAUCUCUCGGACCUGGACGGCCUGUAUGCCUACGGCCACAAGACCAUCAGCACUUCAGGGACUCAAGUCAAUGCUUGGGGCAAGAAUCUCGUCAUGGCCAUGGAGAACGGGGGAGACAUCACUAAUGCGCCAAAUGCCGUGCUAGCUACAUUGGCUGGCGGUGCCCUCUACAACACCUAUGAGAUCUACGGCCCCGACGGGUAUGGCCUGUAUGUGCCCACCUCUGACAGCGACUUUACGCCCGUGGCUCGUGGGAGCUAUGUGGCCGACGUGAAAGUUGUCAACAACAUGCUCAAGAAAAUCGGUCAUGAUUUGGCCUCGAGGGUUCCCCUGUCGGUUGGUGGCACAGGUAUUGCCUUUUACAAUUACCUCGCCUCCGACACAACCUCGACGUCAAAUUUCCAGGCUUUCAAUGUGACGUACGAGACGACAAACACUACGGGAGUCGGCAUUUCCACUGUUCGAACGGGUACAGAGCUUGCUUUUGUGAGCAGCCAAGACGCUACUUUCACACUGUCGAGUGCGUCAGCUUACAAUGUGGUGUCUGCUGAGACAGGAAGCUACAAUGGUGGGACAACCUGGUCCAAGGACGAAACUGCUACAUACAACAGCAAAGACGGUGAUGUUGAUUUUUCGAUUGCUGCGGGCGAGUGCAUUCGCAUCGUGUUUGAAGAAACCGUCGCUACUUAG
Pestalotiopsis fici W106-1 is the source of this 855-nucleotide messenger RNA. RefSeq lists its product as uncharacterized. The record is from RefSeq and is a predicted model, not a curated record. The transcript has a single exon. Bases 1 to 855 code for a protein of 284 amino acids. Lineage: Eukaryota; Fungi; Ascomycota; Sordariomycetes; Amphisphaeriales; Sporocadaceae.